AUGGCGAAUCAACAUUUCUUCAAGCCUCUUCUUCCCGGCUUCCACAGCCACUUGAAAAUUCCUGUAGCCUUCUUCUCCAAGCAUAUAGAAGGAAGAAAUGAGCAUAAAAACACGGCGAAGCUGAGAUCAGACACGUCGGAGAUAACCUGGAAAGUGAAGAUAGAAGACGGCCUGAAACUCACUGAAGGUUGGAAAGAGUUCGCUCUUGCACAUGAUCUACGAGUUGGUGACAUUGUCGUUUUCAGACAAGAGAACGACAUGGCUUUCCACGUGACACUGUUCGGACCCAGUUGCUGUGAGAUACAAUAUGGAUCGUGUUUGGACGACAAGAACAAGCUUGUGGCGAUUCAAAGCAGCAAGAAGAAAAUGAAGAAUACAAAAAGAGAAGCAGAGUCUAGUACACUAGAGCCAUCUUGUUAUGUGGCUAAUGUCACGCCUUCAAGCCUGCGUUAUGACAUGCUGAAUAUUCCAAAGAGUUUUGCAAGGGCUAAUGGUAUAGAGUCAAGAAGUGGAGAGAUUGUUCUGAUGAAUGAAAAGGGUACUUCGUGGACUUUAAUUUUGAAACGAAAGAAUUCAUGUGGAACUAUGUAUAUCACACGAGGAUGGAGACGCUUUUGUGGAGCCAAUGGACUUAAAGCUGGAUGUUUCUUCACUUUCAAACUGAUACAAAGAGGAGGAACUCUUGUUCUACAUAAGUCUCCCUCCUCCACAGAGUCUGAAGAUAGCUCAGAAGGUGAUGAAAUAGCGCCUCUUUCCACAGAAUCUAAAAGCUUCAAGAAGACUAGUUCUAUAUGGAAAGCAUCAUCUUCAUCAUUCCAAAACCUGUUUGUGACCUUAACUCUCAAACCUUACGAAGUUGAAAAAUCUACACUGUAUCUUCCUGUACAAUUUACCAGGAGGCAUAGCAUCAAUGAGGAAACUAAAAUGAGACUGUUGGACAAAAACGGUGUCAAGUGGUCUACGGAUCUGAGGUCUGAGAAGAGAAGUGACAAAAUAAGACUGGUAGGGGGUUGGAAAGAGUUCUUCAAAGCUAAUUGUGUGGAGAUGGGCGAAUCGAUCAUUGUGAAGCUGAUUUGGGAUGGAGACACAAGUUGUGUCCUUAAGUUCUGCUCUAAGGUGAAGCAAGAGACUAGAUGA
Molecule: messenger RNA, 1137 nt
Organism: Brassica oleracea var. oleracea
Lineage: Eukaryota; Viridiplantae; Streptophyta; Magnoliopsida; Brassicales; Brassicaceae
Product: B3 domain-containing protein REM14-like
Exons: 5
Coding region: 1-1137 (378 amino acids)
Molecular function (GO): DNA binding
Source: RefSeq, a predicted model, not a curated record